AUGAUGUCUUAUCUUAAGCAACCACCUUAUGCAGUCAAUGGCCUGAGUCUCACAACCUCGGGCAUGGAUUUGUUGCAUCCGUCCGUCGGUUAUCCCGGGCCUCUGGCUCCGUUCGCAGCCACCCCGCGAAAGCAGCGGCGGGAGCGCACGACCUUCACCCGGGCGCAGCUGGAUGUGCUGGAGGCUCUUUUCGCCAAGACCCGCUACCCCGACAUCUUCAUGCGGGAGGAGGUGGCUCUGAAAAUCAACCUGCCCGAGUCCAGAGUGCAGGUGUGGUUUAAAAACCGCCGAGCCAAGUGCCGGCARCAGCAGCAGCAGCAGCAGAACGGGGGCCAGAACAAGGUGCGGCCGGCUAAAAAGAAGAAUUCGCCAGCCCGGGAAGUGAGUUCGGAGAGCGGGACCAGCGGGCAGUUCACUCCCCCCUCCAGCACCUCGGUCCCCACCAUCUCCAGCAGCAGCGCCCCCGUGUCCAUCUGGAGCCCGGCRUCCAUCUCCCCGCUCUCAGACCCCCUGUCCACCUCUUCCUCCUGCAUGCAGAGAUCCUACCCCAUGACCUACACCCAGGCAUCGGGCUACAGCCAAGGAUAYGCCGGCUCGACCUCCUAUUUCGGAGGGAUGGACUGUGGAUCUUACUUGACCCCUAUGCACCACCAGCUCCCCGGGCCGGGGGCCACCCUGAGUCCCAUGGGUGCCAACGCGGUCACCAGCCACCUCAACCAGUCUCCGGCCUCCCUCUCCACCCAGGGCUAUGGAGCCUCCAGUUUGGGCUUUAACUCCACCACCGAUUGCUUGGAUUAUAAAGACCAAACCGCCUCCUGGAAGUUAAACUUCAAUGCUGACUGCUUGGAUUAUAAGGACCAGACGUCGUCAUGGAAGUUCCAGGUUUUGUGAAGAAACCUUUGUGAUACCGAGAGAAAUCGCCACGAGAACGAACAGGCUGGGCUGAGCGCUCCAGUUUUAGUCAGGUCUUGGUUAAAUUAAAGAGAGAAAAAAAAAAAAAAAUAACUCCACGGACAAAACAAACGAACAAAAAAACCGACAGCGACGAGAGGGGGACAGUGUUUGUGUGAUCCCGUUCGGACUCAUCUCCUGCUCAGACGCUCUGGAAAAGGAAUAAUAAAGAGGAAAARCGGAGGAGGAAGGCCUUAAACGGACAGAUCAUCUAGUGAGCAGAAACCAGACAGACCCAUCUGUGUUCUUUCUAGUUUUAGGCAAUUGUUGGGUUUCUUUGUUUGGAAGAGGUGGGAGAUCGUCCCACCUGCGGGCCAGUUUUAAAAA
Malurus melanocephalus (red-backed fairy wren) is the source of this 1278-nucleotide messenger RNA. It is a transcript of the gene OTX2, whose product is annotated as orthodenticle homeobox 2. The transcript has 3 exons. Gene Ontology annotation, biological process: regulation of transcription by RNA polymerase II; multicellular organism development. The record is from RefSeq and is a predicted model, not a curated record. The coding region runs from base 1 to 891 and encodes 296 amino acids. Gene Ontology annotation, cellular component: nucleus. NCBI's taxonomy places the organism in Eukaryota, Metazoa, Chordata, Aves, Passeriformes, Maluridae. Gene Ontology annotation, molecular function: DNA-binding transcription factor activity, RNA polymerase II-specific; RNA polymerase II cis-regulatory region sequence-specific DNA binding.